AUGCCUCCCCUCAACAUCGCCUUCAACCCAGCCAAAGACAUUCCCUCGCUCCUAGGCAAGACCAUCCUCAUCACCGGCGCCAAUACCGGCCUGGGCAAGGCCAGCGCCCUCGAACUCGCGAGGCACAACCCCUCUCAUCUCUGGAUGGCUGCGCGCCACCCAACAAAAGGCCGCGCAGCCGCCGCCGACGUCCAGAGACACGCGCCCGCCGGCACAGCCGUCUCCUUCCUGGAGCUCGACCUCUCGUCCUUGGCCUCGGUGCGGGCCGCGGCGCGAGCGUUUUUGUCUUCGGCCGCCCGCCUCGACAUCCUGCUGCUCAACGCUGGCAUCAUGGGCUGCCCGCCGGCCGUGUCCGAGGACGGCUACGAGGUACAGUUCGCGACGAACCACCUCGGCCACGCACUGCUGCUGCGUCUCCUCACCCCGCUGCUCCUCACCACCACCACCACCACCACCACCACCGCUGAUGCCGGUGCUGCUGGUGCUGCUGCCACAAGCGAUGUGCGCGUCGUCAGCCUCGCGUCAGUGGGGUACAAGUACGUGACGGCCGGCACGAUCCAGUUCGACACCCUCGCAGACCGUGAUCAGAUCAUGGACCCGAGCGUCGUGAGCCCCGUCCAGCGGUACACGCAGUCCAAGCUGGCCAAUGUGCUCUACGCGCAGGAGGUGGCGAGACGGUUCCCGCAGUUCACGACGGUGUCGGUCGACCCGGGCGCCGUCGCCACGGAGCUGUUCUCGCGGGAGCCUGGGGAUGCGCAGAUGGAGACGCUGCAGACCACUGUCGCGCCGCAGCGUGGGAGGCCCGUGGAGGAAGGGGUGCUGAACCCGCUGUGGGCGGCGACGACGGUGCAAGGCGUCGAGAGUGGCAGGUUCUACGAGCCCGUUGGGAAGGGCGGGCUUGAGGAAGGGCUGGCGCUGGACAGGGACUUGGCCGAUAGGCUUUGGCAGUGGACGGAGAAGGCACUGGAGGGACAGGAAUGCUGA
This is a messenger RNA of Cryphonectria parasitica EP155, 984 nucleotides long. Its product is annotated as NAD(P)-binding protein. The record is from RefSeq and is a predicted model, not a curated record. The coding region runs from base 1 to 984 and encodes 327 amino acids. Lineage: Eukaryota; Fungi; Ascomycota; Sordariomycetes; Diaporthales; Cryphonectriaceae. The transcript has a single exon.